Messenger RNA from Elephantulus edwardii (Cape elephant shrew), 970 nucleotides. RefSeq names its product ribose 5-phosphate isomerase A (gene RPIA). The record is from RefSeq and is a predicted model, not a curated record. Lineage: Eukaryota; Metazoa; Chordata; Mammalia; Macroscelidea; Macroscelididae. Gene Ontology annotation, cellular component: intracellular membrane-bounded organelle. Gene Ontology annotation, biological process: D-ribose metabolic process; pentose-phosphate shunt, non-oxidative branch. Bases 35 to 970 code for a protein of 311 amino acids. Gene Ontology annotation, molecular function: ribose-5-phosphate isomerase activity. The transcript has 9 exons.
CGGGCCGCGGCGGAGGCUGGAGCGCAGUGGCAGGAUGCAGCGCCCCGGCCCCUUCAGCACCCUCUACGGGCGGGUCCUGGCCCCGUUGCCCGGGCGAGCCGGAGGCGCGGCCUCGGGUGGAGGCGGCAAUAGUUGGUCUGCCCCGGUUUCCCACGUGCAGCCGCCGGGGCGCGCCCAGUUCGGGUCCUGUGGCUGCACGGGUCCCACUAGCACGAGUAGUGGGAGUGCCAGCGGCGUCUUCCCGCCCCCGUCCACGAUGUCCAAAGCUGAGGAGGCCAAGAGACUGGCGGGCCGCGCGGCCGUGGAGAACCACGUGAGGAAUAACCAAGUGUUGGGAAUUGGAAGUGGUUCUACAAUUGUCCAUGCUGUGCAGCGAAUAGCUGAAAGAGUGAAACAAGAGAAUCUGGACCUUGUCUGCAUCCCCACUUCCUUCCAGGCCCGUCAGCUCAUCUUGCAACAUGGCUUAAUGCUUAGUGACCUGGACCGACACCCAGAGAUUGACCUCGCCAUUGAUGGUGCCGAUGAAGUAGAUGCAGACCUCAACCUUAUCAAGGGUGGUGGAGGCUGCCUGACUCAGGAGAAGAUUGUAGCCGGCUAUGCCAGCUGCUUCAUUGUGAUUGCUGAUUUCAGGAAGGAUUCAAAGAAUCUUGGGGAUCAGUGGCAUAAGGGAAUCCCCAUUGAAGUCAUCCCAAUGGCCUAUGUCCCUGUGAGCCGAGCUGUGACCCGGAAGUUUGGGGGUACAGUUGAACUCCGAAUGGCCGUCAACAAGGCAGGUCCUGUGGUGACAGAUAAUGGGAAUUUUAUCCUGGACUGGAAGUUUGACCAGGUGUACAAAUGGAGUGAAGUGAACACUGCUAUCAAAAUGAUACCAGGUGUGGUGGACACAGGCUUAUUUAUCAAUAUGGCAGAGCGAGUCUACUUUGGGAUGCAGGAUGGCUCAGUGAGCGUGAGGGAGAAACCUUUCCACUGA